CAACAGGGAGCUUGGUUGCGUGGCCUUCGUGCCCCGUUGCCUUCCGCGCCCGCGGCCUGGCCCUCCCGCCCGUCUCUUAGGAGCGCCAGCUCGGGAGGCUCCGGGCUCCGCGCCAGGCCAGCAGUUUCAGCUCUUCGCUUCGUGACCCCGUCACGGGGUGGUUCUCAGCCUGCUGCGCCUUGGCUUUUCUUCUCUGCUAGACGGGGCUGUAGGAGUUCGCCUCACAGUGUGUACAAGGUGCUUAGAGCGUCGGCAAUACAAAUUAUCAUAAAGAAUGUAGCUGGUCACUACAUUUCCCCCUUUCAUGAUAUUCCUCUGAAGGUGGACUCAACAGAGGAAAAUGGCAUUCCUACAAAGAGAGCACGAAAUGAUGAAUAUGAGAAUUUGUUUAAUAUGGUUGUCGAAGUACCUCGGUGGACAAAUGCUAAGAUGGAGAUUGCCACAGAGGAGCCAUUGAAUCCCAUUAAACAAGACAUAAAGGAUGGCAAGCUACGCUAUGUGGCGAAUAUCUUUCCUCACAAGGGUUAUAUCUGGAAUUAUGGUGCCCUCCCACAGACUUGGGAAGAUCCCCAUCGAAAAGAUAAGAGUACAGACUGCUGUGGAGAUAAUGAUCCCAUCGAUGUCUGUGAAAUAGGCUCAAAGGUUCUUUCUUGUGGAGAGGUUAUUCAUGUGAAGAUCCUCGGAAUUUUGGCUCUUAUUGAUCAGGGUGAAACAGACUGGAAAAUAAUUGCUAUCAAUGUGAAUGACCCCGAAGCCUCAAAGUUUCAUGAUAUUGAUGAUGUUAAGAAAUACAAACCAGGUUACUUGGAAGCUACGCUUGACUGGUUUAGAUUGUAUAAGGUGCCAGAAGGAAAACAAGAAAACCAGUUUGCUUUUAAUGGAGAAUUCAGAAACAAGGCUUUUGCUCUUGAAGUUAUUAGAUCUACUCAUGAGUGUUGGAAAACAUUGCUUAUGAAGAAGUGUGAUGGAGGGGCUAUAAAUUGCACAAACGUGCAGGUAUGUGACAGCCCUUUCCAUUGCACUCAAGAGGAGGCAAGAUCAAUAGUUGAACUGAUCCUGCAUUGUCUACACAUUGAGGUGUCCUCCUCACCGAAUAAGGAGAGUAAAGAAGAAGACACAGAGCAAGUGUGGCACUUCCUUGACAAGUGAUUCGAACAUUUGAAGUUCUGCCAUCAAGAUUCCAAUCUCCAAGGACCCCACGACUCCCUCUCCCCCAAGUGCUAGCAACAGGCCGAUCUAUGAGAGUUUACUGACUUCCUGUUGAAACUUCUUUUUUUCCCCCUCAGUCUUUUUUGAGAUAUACAAUAUGUAAAUAAAGACUGAUAUUUUUAAAUUA
Molecule: messenger RNA, 1336 nt
Organism: Ailuropoda melanoleuca (giant panda)
Lineage: Eukaryota; Metazoa; Chordata; Mammalia; Carnivora; Ursidae
Gene: PPA2
Product: inorganic pyrophosphatase 2
Exons: 13
Biological process (GO): phosphate-containing compound metabolic process
Cellular component (GO): cytoplasm
Molecular function (GO): magnesium ion binding; inorganic diphosphate phosphatase activity
Source: RefSeq, a predicted model, not a curated record